Molecule: messenger RNA, 1152 nt
Organism: Argentina anserina (silverweed cinquefoil)
Lineage: Eukaryota; Viridiplantae; Streptophyta; Magnoliopsida; Rosales; Rosaceae
Exons: 5
Coding region: 209-910 (233 amino acids)
Biological process (GO): regulation of translational fidelity
Cellular component (GO): cytoplasm
Molecular function (GO): double-stranded RNA binding; nucleotidyltransferase activity; tRNA binding
Source: RefSeq, a predicted model, not a curated record
GGCACCCUCCACGUCCUCCAUAGUCGACCCAAAACAGCUACUGUUCCCCAGUAGAAUGAACUUCCCAACCAAAAUCGCAGGCAGAAUUCCCCUCCUCCUUCCCUCCUCCUCUUCUUUUGGUCCACGAGGUUCUCUUUAAUCCCUCCCCAACUGUCUGCGCAGAUUGGGUUUCGUGACACUAGCCCACAACCGGAGAUUGAAACCCAACAUGGCUUGGAGCUUGGAGCAACUCGACGCCGCCGCCUUUGAAGUUGCCCAGUUGGGGGCGGUUCGUCCGGCGACUGAAGCUCACGUGCAGGAGGCUGUUGAGGCUCUUCGAGAUGGAAAAGUCAUUGCUGUCCCUACCGAUACGCUUUACGGCUUUGCCUGCGAUGCUUGCAAAGAGGAAGCGGUGAAUCGGAUUUACGAGAUUAAGGGGCGAAAGCAUACGAGUCCUUUAGCCAUUUGUGUUGGGGAUGUGCUGGAGAUUCAGCGGUUUGCUGUCACCGAGCAUUUGCCUCAUGGUUUAGUCGAGAGCCUGCUUCCGGGGCCUGUUACUCUCGUACUUCGACGAGGGGAGUCGAGUAUACUUGAGAAGUCCUUGAACCCCGGAUUGGAGAGUAUAGGAGUCAGAGUGCCGGACUGUAACUUCAUCAGGGGGAUUGCCCGGGGAUUGGGGAGUGCGUUGGCCCUUACCAGUGCAAACCUAAGCGGGCAGCCAAGUAGUGUUAGCAUCAAGGAUUUCGAGAGCCUCUGGGAACAUUGUGCGUAUGUAUACCACGGUGGCGUGCUUCCUUCAGGUCGUGCAGGCUCGACAGUUGUGGACCUUACCAGGCUAGGCAAAUUCAAGAUUCUUAGAUCUGGAAGUGCAAGGGAAGAGACUGUUGCUAUUCUAGAAAGGCAUUCUCUUGAAGAAGAAUCGGCUGGUUAAACCACAUGUAACCUCCAUUCUGCAAUGAAGUUGCAUAUGCUUUGAAUUAUUUAUCAGUGACGCUUGAAAAGAAAGUUAGGGACAUAUAUAUUAGAUGCUUGAUUUUUAUGAUUUGUAAAAUUGUUAUUGUUUCACAAGCUGAUUCUUGCAGUCUUUUCUACUCUACAUCAACACUCAUCGGAUUUGUUGUAAACCAAUGUAAAUUUCCAUUCACGUAGAAGUCUGUUGGGGGAGCGUUAUUU